CUGGCAUCACCAAUCGAGUUAACCGCAUCUGGAGAGGAUGACGGCCGACGGCGUGCGCUGCGCCUUUGACCAUCGACGCCGAACUCGAAUCGAGCAAGGAUGGCGGCGGCCGACGAGCGGGCCUACACCUCUUCGUCUUCUCCGGCGCCGAAAAUUACAUCUUACUCUCCAACCAUCACCGCCUCCUUGCUGGCGAGUACUUCGAUGGGUCAACCUCCACCAAAUCUUGUCCCUCUAGCUCCCGCACUGCCUCCAACUCUUCUUCCCCCAUCCUCGCCAAAGAGAUCCAGUUCAUGAUCCUCUGCCUCUUCAACUUGAAUUUAUGGUUGAAAGAUCCAAAUGAGCAACGAGCCUGCUAAGAUCGGGCAAUGGAGGUCAGAUUCAAAAUUCGAUCGAUUAGGUUACCACCAUCGUCGCCGUCGCAAUCCCUUGGUCUCCUUGACACUGUUGGUGCUGCUGUGUCGGGAAGCCAAUUUCUCCGAUUUGGGUUUCUUUGCUUGCUUUCGAGGUCCGAUUCGGAGUAUCAGCGGGUGUCGGGAAGCCAGUUUCUCCGAUUUGGGUUUCUUGCUUGCUUUCGAUUCCGAGCUUAUAAGUAUCGUCGGUCGACCAAGAACAUCCCAAAAGUGGAGCAGCAAGGAACCCCCAUAUCGGCGACCUCGCUUCUUGCGAACCCAGAUCCGCCGGCACCUCCGUCCAACAACACCUUGAUUUACUAGCGAAUCUCCGUAGAACAACCUAGAAACCAAAAAAUAAAAAUAAAAUCAACCCUCAUACGACCUGGAUUCGUCAAGCUUUGUGGUGUUGUAGUGGUAUUAGCCCUAAAUUAUUUUAUAAAUGAACAUUUAUGUUGAUU
Messenger RNA from Linum trigynum, 853 nucleotides. NCBI's taxonomy places the organism in Eukaryota, Viridiplantae, Streptophyta, Magnoliopsida, Malpighiales, Linaceae. The record is from the annotation of a GenBank genome assembly.